Ctenopharyngodon idella (grass carp) is the source of this 1070-nucleotide messenger RNA. Its product is annotated as olfactory receptor 10G4-like. The record is from RefSeq and is a predicted model, not a curated record. The transcript has a single exon. Gene Ontology annotation, molecular function: olfactory receptor activity; G protein-coupled receptor activity. Gene Ontology annotation, cellular component: membrane. Gene Ontology annotation, biological process: G protein-coupled receptor signaling pathway. Lineage: Eukaryota; Metazoa; Chordata; Actinopteri; Cypriniformes; Xenocyprididae. The coding region runs from base 90 to 1070 and encodes 326 amino acids.
UUGAGGCUUUAAUUGAUUUCAUUUUUUCAUCUAUACAAACUGCAUUUUGAAAUAUUUGUGUCUGUAUAUUAGGAGUUGGGUGACUCAAAAUGGCAAAUGAAAAUUACACUGUAAAAAAUGUAGACAGCUUUAUAAUCACUGGAUUUGAUCACCUGCAGAACCAAAAGCUCCUUGGAUUCCUCAUCUUAAUAACCUACAUGCUCAUAUUUCUUGGAAACAGCAUCAAUCUGUGUAUCAUCUUGACUGACAGACAUUUACACAAACCAAUGUACAUAUUAAUCUGUAAUCUAGCUGUUGUUGACAUAAUGUUCUCCUCAACCUGCAGCACAACUAUGAUCUCAGUGCUGCUGGCUGAGAUUAAAACUGUCUCAUACUACUCUUGUAUUUCAAGGACGUACUUCUAUCAUCUUGGUGAUUUCACAGAGUGCAUGGCUCUGACAUUAAUGGCAAUUGACCGACUUAUUGCAAUUCGGCUUCCUUUAAGGUAUCACAGCAUUGUAACAAAUUCACGAAUCCUUCUGCUUAUUUUUGUGACCUGGAUCGCUGGUUUUGCUGUUAUGGGUUUUGUGAUAUCAGUGGUAGACAAUGUCCCAUACUGUCAGCCUGUCAUCAGAUAUGUGUUUUGUGAGUAUGCUUCCAUGAUCAGAGCUGCUUGUGUCAAUCCUGAACCCUAUUUUUUCUUACCUGUAAUGUUAAGUCUGUGGCCAAUGUGUGGACAAUUUCCCUUUAUUAUGUGCACCUAUGGUGUUCUGGCAUAUAGUGUGACUAAACUCUCCAACAACUCAAGCAGAAAGCAAAUGAUUAACACUUGUUUGAGUCACCUCAUUGUCCUGCUCAGUUUUUAUGCACCAAAGCUGGUGUCUAGCUUACUAACUCGAAUAGGAGUUGUGCUAAAUUUAACAGAGCGAAACGCAAUUUUGAUUGUAGCCUCUCUAGUUCCUCCCUUAAUAAACCCCACUGUUUAUUGCACCAGAACUAAAGAGAUCAGGAAACGAUUAGCAGAUAUAUUCUUGCGCAAAAAAAUAGUACCAAAUCAUUUAAAGUCAAUAUCAAUAGCUUUAUCAUCUUAA